Lates calcarifer (barramundi perch) is the source of this 8129-nucleotide messenger RNA. It is a transcript of the gene slc4a8, whose product is annotated as solute carrier family 4 member 8. The record is from RefSeq and is a predicted model, not a curated record. Gene Ontology annotation, molecular function: monoatomic anion transmembrane transporter activity; solute:inorganic anion antiporter activity; sodium:bicarbonate symporter activity. Gene Ontology annotation, cellular component: plasma membrane. Gene Ontology annotation, biological process: bicarbonate transport; monoatomic anion transport; transmembrane transport. Lineage: Eukaryota; Metazoa; Chordata; Actinopteri; Centropomidae.
CAGGAGGGAGGGGAGCUGGAAGCGCGGCCGGGAUAUCACCAUAACAUACGGGGAGGGGGGGGCAAAAUUGUCCUUUUUUACAAACAGUUUUCCUCAUCUGAAAGGGAUGUUUGCAAUCAACAUGUCUGCAGAAACAGAAGUAGCUGCUGUCGCCAACUGGUGACCGCUUCUUCUUCUUCUUAUUCUUCUUCUUCUUCUUUUUUAAAAAACGUCCUCAGACAGUGCAGAGAAGCUGAUCAGACCCGGUGAAAGUCUCACCUUUACACCCCGCGAGGACUGAGCAGGUUAAUCCUAAAGGCCACGAGCAUGCCCGUCAACGACCCCGAGAGCAUACUGAGCUACCAGAGGCCAGAUGAGGAGGUGGUGGUAGACCAGGGAGGCACAAGCUCAGUGCUGAACAUCCACUAUGAGAAGGAGGAACUAGAAGGCCACAGGACUCUGUUUGUCGGGGUUCGGAUGCCGAGGCAGAGCCAUCGUCACCACAAGGCCCAUGGCUCUCGCCACCGCAAGAGAGACAGAAAGUCAGGAAGUAUCUCUAUACAACAGAGCGAGGGAAGUGAGACGACCACCUCCACUCAUGACACGCCGUCCCAGAGGGUCCAGUUCAUUCUGGGCACAGAGGAGGAUGCUGAACAUGUGGCCCACGAGCUGUUCACUGAGCUGGAUGAGAUCUGCGUGAAGGAUGGCAAGGAUGCUGAGUGGAAGGAAACAGCCAGGUGGCUGAAGUUUGAGGAGGACGUGGAGGACGGCGGGGAGAGGUGGAGCAAGCCCUACGUUGCUACCCUCUCCCUCCACAGCCUGUUUGAGCUCCGCAGUUGCAUCAUCAAUGGCAGCGUGCUGCUUGACAUGCAUGCUGACUGCAUCGAAGAGAUUGCCGACAUGGUGCUGGACCACCAGGAGGCGUCCCAUGAGCUGGACGACAGUGUGAGGGUUAAAGUGCGCGAGGCUCUGCUGAAGAGACACCACCACCAGAACGAGAAGAAGAAGAACCUGAUUCCCAUCGUACGCUCCAUCACAGAGGGAACCCGCAAACAGUCAGAGCCCCAUCUGACAGCCACAUCUCCCCAGCCUCCUCCAGCUACAGAACAAGCUAAAAACGGUGCUGGACAGGACGGCACUCAGGUGGACCUCAGCAAGGUGGACCUACACUUCAUGAAGAAGAUCCCAGAGGGCGCAGAGGCCUCAAAUGUGUUGGUGGGAGAGCUGGACUUCCUUGAGAGGCCCAUUGUGGCCUUCGUCCGCCUCUCCCCUGCUGUGCUGCUCACCGGCCUCACUGAGGUGCCCAUACCUACCAGGUUCCUCUUCAUUCUCCUGGGCCCAGAUGGAAAGGCUCAGCAGUACCAUGAAAUUGGACGCUCCAUGGCAACCAUCAUGACAGAUGAGAUCUUCCACGAUGUAGCGUACAAGGCAAAGGACAGAAGUGACCUGCUGGCAGGGAUAGAUGAAUUCCUGGACCAGGUGACUGUCCUACCACCAGGGGAGUGGGACCCCUCCAUCCGCAUUGAGCCUCCUAAAAGUGUCCCCUCUCAGGAGAAGAGAAAACAGCCCGGAGUCCCUAAUGGUACAGCCUGCCAGGUAGAGGAAGAACUACAUGCUGAGCACCAUGGGCCAGAGCUGCAGAGAACUGGAAGGUUGUUUGGUGGUCUGAUACUGGACAUCAAAAGGAAAGCUCCUUUCUACCUGAGCGACUUUAAGGACGGUCUGAGCCUCCAGUGUGUGGCCUCUUUCCUCUUCCUCUACUGUGCCUGCAUGUCUCCUGUCAUCACCUUUGGAGGACUGCUAGGGGAGGCCACAGAGGGACGCAUUAGUGCCAUUGAGUCCUUAUUUGGUGCAUCUAUGACUGGGGUGGCCUACUCUCUGUUUGCCGGUCAGCCUCUCACCAUUCUGGGCAGCACAGGUCCUGUGCUGGUUUUUGAGAAAAUUCUCUUCAAGUUCUGCAAGGACUACGACUUGUCCUAUCUGUCGCUGAGGACCUGCAUCGGCUUGUGGACGGCCCUGCUGUGUUUGGUGUUGGUUGCCACAGACGCAAGCUCUCUGGUGUGCUACAUCACUCGGUUCACAGAGGAGGCCUUUGCUGCCCUCAUCUGCCUCAUCUUCAUCUACGAGGCUUUAGAGAAGCUGUUCCAUCUGGGAGAAAUCUACCCUUUCAACACACACAGCGAUCUGGACAAACUCACACUGGCAUACUGCAGGUGUGCAGAACCUGAUAAUCCCAGUAAUAAAACCUUAGAGCUGUGGAGUGAGAGAAACGUGACAGCAUCUGCUGUAUCCUGGGCAAACCUUUCUGUCAAGGAGUGUAUCAGUCUGCAGGGCCACUUUGUUGGGACGGCGUGUGGCCACCAUGGCCCCUACACCCCAGAUGUUCUCUUCUGGUCUACCAUCUUGUUCUUCUCGACCUUCUUCAUGUCUGCCUUUCUCAAGCAGUUCAAAACUAGCCGUUAUUUCCCCACCAAGGUGCGCUCAAUGAUCAGUGACUUUGCAGUGUUCCUCACCAUUGUCAUCAUGGUUCUGCUUGACUAUGCCAUUGGAGUGCCCUCCCAGAAGUUGAAGGUGCCCAGCAAAUUCCAGCCCACCAGAGAUGAUCGAGGUUGGCUUAUCAAUCCAAUAGGACGCAACCCAUGGUGGACAGUCUUGGCAGCCUCUAUCCCUGCUCUUCUCUGCACCAUCCUUAUCUUCAUGGACCAGCAGAUAACUGCCGUCAUCAUUAACCGCAAGGAGCACAAACUGCUGAAGGGUUGUGGGUACCACCUCGACCUGUUGAUGGUGGCGGUGAUGCUGGCGGUGUGCUCCAUCAUGGGCCUGCCCUGGUUCGUGGCGGCCACGGUCCUGUCCAUCUCUCACGUCAACAGCCUGAAGCUGGAGUCAGAGAGCUCGGCUCCUGGGGAGCAGCCUCGCUUCCUGGGCAUCAGAGAGCAGAGGCUCACUGGCCUGGUCAUCUUCCUGCUCAUGGGCUGCUCUGUAUUCAUGACUGGAGCCCUGCAGUUCAUUCCUAUGCCAGUGCUGUAUGGUGUUUUCCUUUACAUGGGAGUAUCAUCAUUAAAAGGCAUCCAGUUCUUUGACCGUCUGAAGCUGUUUGGCAUGCCAGCGAAGCAUCAGCCAGACUUCAUCUACCUGCGCCACGUCCCCUUGAGGAAGGUGCACCUGUUCACGCUCACUCAGCUCACCUGUCUGGUGCUGCUCUGGAUCAUAAAGACUUCGCCCGCUGCUAUCAUCUUCCCCAUGAUGGUACUGGCUCUGGUUUUCAUCCGCAAACUGCUGGACCUCUGCUUCUCUAAGCGAGAGCUGAGUUACCUGGAUGACUUAAUGCCUGAAUGGAAGAAAAAAAAUCUUGAUGAUGCCUCCAAAAAGAUAGAAGAGGAAUCACAGGUUAUGCUCAGCGCUAAGCAGGAAGAUUCAGCCACUGUUCAGAUUCCCAUGGAGAGCAGCAAGCCUGUUCAGACCCUAAAAGCACAUGACCCCAGGUGUGACCCCUCUGACAUUAAUAUAUCUGAUGAAAUGUCUAAAACCACUGUGUGGAAAUCCCUCAACUCCAAUCCAAAGGACUCUCGUCCUGUGGCUGCUAAGAAGGAUUGAGGGGAUCGCGUUCAUAGACGAGUAAAGGACGUCCACAGUCCUAGCAGACUUGAUUGCAUUACUUGACUGUAGUUCUGGACCACAGGAUGCUGCAAUUUGGCUGCCUCAACCGUCAGCCACUUCAGUGCUUAGGGAAGUCUUGAUGAUUUCUACCAGCUGCCCACAACACAUAGUCCACAAACACUCAGACUAAGACAAGGGUGCAUUACACUUGCCUAUAGAUAGACAUAUGCAUACACUUUCUUUUAUCUUUGUGAGGACUUAAAAUAUCAACUGUAUUUAAAAUCUUAUUCUCCCAAACCAAAGCCCUAAAAUUAGAACUAAUGCUAACUGUGCUAGCCCUAACCUCAGCCACCUUGCCCAUCAUUAUCAUCUUGGCUUGAGGCUUUAUUUUCAUUUUAACACCCCCAUCGGUGGUUAGUCCUAACCUCAGUCUUAACCAGCUGGCCAGUGGCCUCUCAACUAUCAUCAUCCUCUACUUUCAGCCACUAGACAGGGAAGAGGAAAGCCAUUAGUGACGAGUGCUAGUCAGCGCACUGCCGUCGGCUUUCCAUCUAGUUGUGAGAUUGAAGGAUGAUAUAAAGGAUGAAACCUCAAGCCUUUCUCUUUUGUAACAGUAUUCACCUGUGAGAAUCUGAUACUAUUGAACAGCUCACUUAAUUAAUUUAAAGCAGUGAGACAGACUCUGAUAAUGUAAUCUGGGGACAAAUACUGGAGCUGCUCCACCGACAGUAAAUAAUGAAACAACUGCAAGGACAUUGUGACAGCUGCCAUGGUUAUUUCACUGAGAGAUGUGAUUCAAAGCUAGAAGCCUUACAUUCAUAUGAAACUCAUUUGGAUGUAACAUCCCAAGCAGCCUUACAACCUAGCCAGUCAGUAAAUCGGUCAGUCAGUUUCAGUAUUUCAUUGUCACUAGUCUGUCUUCAAAAACGUCUGGAUGGUUGUUUGUCUUAUCAACUUUACAACCCUACAUCACUGAAAUGCCCCAUUGUAAAUUCCCUUGUUGAGCUAGCCAUAGCCAUUGCUGUAAACUGAUCUCAAGCACUGAAAUAAACCAGGAACAGUAAAGCCACUCUAUUAGGUGCACCUAGCUAAAACCAAUGUAGUCUAAUACAGUAGCCUUGCAAUAAAUCCUACCUUCAUGGUGGUAAUAAUGCUCAGUAUUCACUAAUUUAGGCUGUAGUUUCUGGUGCUGUUGAACUGCACUGUGGGAAGUGUCUAACCCAUUUAUAUCAGUGGAAACAGACUAAAGACUGCAUUAGUUUUAGCUAGGUGUAGUGGCAGUGGAGUGUAAUGUGAGAACCAAUACAGAUGUCCCCAAGUUUUUUGGCUUUGGUCCACACAAAGAUAGAAGAGCAUGCACACACCCUCACACAGAUACAUACACACAGACAAUAACAACAACAACAACCUCUCUACUCCCAUUUUUUUCUUUUCGUCAGUCACAACACCCAGGUUUCACCUCUCAACCAUAUAUUUAUCUGGGCUAGAUAACAGAGCAUUAAUGCUCCUUUAAAAACAAACCAGGUUCUUUUUAUUAAUCUAAUAAGGUUUGUUACUCGUCAUUCCUUAAAUCUGCUAAAGUCUCUUUUUAAUUUAUGUGCCAUGAGUGUGUUCUUUUUAAAAAAAAAAAAAAUAAAUAGUGAUAUGGUCAGUUAUUUGGUAGAUUUUAAAAAUACAUUGCAGGUUCAGUAAUACAUAGACAAAUCCUCUUUUGGGGCAUAAAACUUUGUGUCAGUUUUGUGUGAUGGUGUAAACUGAAAACUGUAAAUGUCAGAAGACCCACUUCAGCUAAAGCAGUGGCAUCAAUAACAUGUUUUUUUGAGGUGUAAUCUUUUCUCUUUACGGAUGUUGAUUGUUGGAUGGAGGUUGUUCAACCAAAUGUUUGUCAUGUGUUAGUACUGUCUUAUUUCUUUACCUCAGACAAGAUCAUGAAUGCUAAUGCAAGGUACUUUGGAUGACGUCAGGUCAACAGAAACUAGAGCAGAUAACUGGUGUUUGUGUGUGUGUGUGUGUGUGUGUGUGUGUGUGUGUGUGUGUGUGUGUGUGUGUGUGUAUGUGUGUGCCUGCCUUUGAGUAUCAGGAAAAUAAUAGCUAGCUUUGUUUUUUGGGGGGCUACAGGAUUUUCUUUUAAGCAAUAAUUUCCCCCAAAUCCAACCCAAAUUUGACCAUACUAUAACUCUUUAUUUAGAGUUUUGGUCCUUUUGUACCAGUGCAAUCUUUAUCCAUCCCUUGGUGGAAAAGGAAAGUUGUAACAUCUGAAGCCUACAACACUACAUGUGCCAAAAAGAAGAUUUCAUCACUUACACGUGACUGAAAACAGAUAUUUUGACAUCGACAUUUCCAUUCUUUAUGCUGUUUUCUGACAUGUCAGUUUCGACAAACAAGGUUCAACUGUAAAGCGCUCCCCUCAUUUUGUCAGAGUCACACCUGAUGGUCAUCCUUAAUGAAUUAAAAUAGGACUUUAUCUAAACUCCAAGCUUAGAGCUAAAGGGAGCAGAGAGAUGAGAAUGAUCUUCAAUAAUUACUAAUAACUUUAUUUUUAGUCGCACUUUCUAUAGAUAAAGACUUUGUGAUAUAUUUUAUUUUCAAGAGAUCUAUUAAGCAAUUAAAUGAUUUUACAAUAAUUUAUUACAGUUAUUUAUUUUUAGAUAUAAAAUUCCAACAUGUUCUCUUUACUUUCUGUAUAUACUGUAAUAAGCAAAGUGAGCUAAGGGAAGGACUGAAGAAUGCAGCACAUAGAUAAUGCCUUGAUGAAUGAAUAUACCACCACAGGUUACUACAUGGAGAGCAAAGAGCUCUUAUGGCAGACAUCAGGAGUUUGUCUAAUAAACCGCGAUUGUCACAUCCUUUUAUCCUUGAUGGAGGACCUAGAGAAUCUUAAAAUUGCUCAUAAAACAAUUAUUGAUUGAUGUUUCAUCGGAGAGAACAAAGGAGUAUUAACAGUAGCAUAAGCAGAGGAAAGUUAUCAAGUAAUCUGACUCAGUAAAUUGCUAUGGUUUGCUAACACUAGCCACCAAAAGCUACUGGUCAUACCAGACCGAGUGAUGCUGUAGCUGUAAAACCCCUAAGUGUAUUGAAUAGACUAAUGGUGCAGUUUAUCUGUAAUUAAUUCAACUUUGCAUUUGUAAGAGAAAGAAUUUGCUGUUAAUCAUUAGAGGAAAUACAUCGUUUUCUAACCCUGGAAAUAAAACUUUCAAGUAGAUUUUCAGUGAAUGAAUAAAUUAAUAAAUUAAAGAAUCGAUCUGAUUAAAAUAUUUGAUCCAUUAAUUGAUGGAGUAAUUUACUCAUUUUUAAAGUUUAUAAUCUCCUUGUUUUACUGUCCAAAUAUAUAUCAAUUAGUGAAUUGUUUUAUAUUUAAACAUUUUCAAGGCUUUUCCCCCAUAGUCCCCAUCAUUUCUACUCAAGUGACUUUAAAGAGAAGUGCACAAGUACAGUAAUCUAUCACUGUAACAUCACAUGCAGUAAUACCUCCUCCAAGACACGAAUGAAAGUUUCAUACAGUGUGUUUGCUGUCACAUACUUUUGCAUUGACUCUGUCAGACUUCUGAAUGUGAAUCAUCUUUGUGUGUCUGAGGACCCAUAACUAAACUGAUGAACGGCAUGACUAAAUAUUAUUCAUUGUGUAAAUAUAUAUUCAAAGACACAGGAGUGAGUCACAAAGAGUAGCCUAAAUAAUGUGUAAAUUGAGGAAAAAAAAGAAAAGUACUUCGAUAAUGGAUUUGACCAAAUUGUAAAAACACUUUUAAACAUCCUCUGUCAAUGCCCAUAGAUGUGCUGUAACAAAAGAAACUAUUUAUUUAGUAAUUGUUAAAGUAAUUUUAAUGAGCAUAAUGUGUCUUAAAGUUGAUUUUCAACUCAUUAAUAUAUAUGUGAAUGUGUGAUGAACAUAAAGUAAAAUGCCUUUAUGUUGUAUACAUGUGACCAAAUGAGGUCAUAGAUUUCGACGUAUGUGAGUAUAAAUAUUUGCUGUACGUAUGUGCCUGUCAUAGAAUACAUAACCAUUUCCUGUCGUGCUGUCAUUUUGACCUUUGACCACCUUACAUCUGACCAAAAAACAGACCUUUUAAAAAUCAGUAAUGAUGCACAGGCUGUUGGAAAAAAAGAACUUUGAAUCAUUACUGUGUCCCAUUUUGGACAAUUUCUUCAUCAUACAAAAACACAAGAGACCCACUGCUCAAAUGUCCUCCUACCAUACCUGCUCAUUUUUAUGUGUAGAUAAAAGUGAAAACUGUGCACUGUGUGAGGCUAUGUCCUUCUAAUGAAUAUAAGACAAAACCUGUGUCUGUUUUGAAGACAAGGUCAGGGUGACAGAGGAGGAAAAGGAUGAAAGAAAGAGAGAGUAUGAUGUUGGAAAGCAUGAAGCUUUCAGGGAGAAGAGCAUCUGUACUGCAGUAACCUUAAUCCUAUAGUCUUGGAGCCAUAGCAAGAGCGAUGCCUUGUCUCUUCAACCACUGAAUGAUUAGUCUUGAUUAAAAGAAUUAUACAUGUUUUAUAUGUACGUGUGAUUUAAUUUUUGAUUAUUGAAAAAUGGAAAAUAAAUAAUUACAGUUGAA